GUAGAAUCUGAGGUCAAAGUAAAAUUGACAAGAAUUACUGUUUACGCCUGACAGGGUUGCAUUAGGCUGCUAAGUGCAAUAAGAGGAAGUCAGCUGAAAAAGUUCAAUAAUUCGAGUAUUUCCGUUUAGUUAUAGGAAAGUAUUGCUGCAAUAGAUUUUAAAAUCAUGAUUUUGGCAAUUCUGGAUAACUAUUCAUAAAAUUAUUUUUUCCAUAACAUUUACCAAAAAGAAAAUGUCUACGCUAUAUGCAAUGCAGAGUCAAGUGCCGUUACGGCCGGAAAUGCCGUUUACUAACGGUCGCCAUAUUUCACCAAGUUCAAUAGCUACUACAUCUAAAUUUUGGUAUUGGAAAAAAUCUGAAGAAUUGUUUGUCCAAAAUGCUUACCGAAUUGCAGGAAUUAGGAUUAACAAGUAGAAAAGGCUCUUUACCGAAUAUUCAUGAAUUGGUGUCAAUGAAUGUUGUGAAAACUUGUGAGAAAUUGCGUUUAGCCAUUACACAGACGCGUAAUGAUCUACAACACACGCUGGAUGUUACACGUAAACGCCAAACGGAAGACCUCUCCUUUCGCUCCAUAUCGGGUCUCUGCUACACCACUUUACGCGUACAUGAAUUGCAAGUGAACGAUUUGUUGAACAAAUCGGAAGCAUUAGUGGCUCAAAGUCAUGGUUGGUCCACAUUACAAGCGAGAAAGCGGAGCCAACCGUCGAGUUGCUCUACUUCAUAUCGUUCGAAAAGGGAAAGGCAGCAGACAGUGAAACAUUCCUUGACGGAUGUAUCCCUUAGAAAUUACAAACAGUUAUUGGAUGAAACAGAAAGUUUUGUAGAAUGGAGCAAAUCAGAAGAGGUGAUGGAACAAGAUAGUUACAACAGGACAAGUUGUAUUCAUAUUCGAGAGAUUACCAUUGAUGAAGUUGAUAUUCCAAGUGGCCGUUCAGAUGAAGAUGAAGGAUUUGGGAAUGCCACAGCAGACGAAUUAACUACAAUUUUACAGAUGCUUUCAGACAAGCCCACUGUACCCGUCAUGAAGUCACUAAAAAGACAGCCGAUGGAUAUCUCGGGCGUUUGCGAGAAAAAGUGCAGGCCUUCCCAUGGAACAGAAUACGAUAUGACUCGAGGAGAUCACGAACAUCCUGAAAAUGAAAUUGCAGUCGAAAAUGGAGUGGACAAUCAUUUCAUUAAUGAAAUAGAAGUCAGUCCCAAUAAUAAUACUAUUAGUAGCGACGUUGCUAAUAGCAAUAACGAUAUGGCCAUUGAAGACAACAUUUCUGAUAGGAUGAGAUCAACUGAAAAAGUCUUACCCAAAGCAACAAAUACUUCUUACAUUUGCAAUCAGGGCAGCGCCGCAACCAACAAUGCAAAAUUUAAAAUGAAAAAAGUAAUUAUCGAUGAAUGCACUGAACUAAGUCAAAAGGAAAUGCACACGCAAUUGCAAGCUCAAAUUAAUAUUAAGGCAAAAUUAAUAAAAACGAGAGGUAUAAUUGAAUGGAGUGCAAAAAGAAAUUUGUCGAGUGGAAAACGCUAUGACAGGUUUAUUCCAUCUGCCAGCGAUCUAUUAAGUAAACUUCAUCGCAGUUCUCGCAGCUGCAUUACAAUGAGGAGACUCAAAUUGAAGAACAAAGUAUCGCGCUCACGUUUAGAAACUUCAACAGUGCGUUCCACUUAUCGUAACUUAUUACGAGCCAUUUUAAAUUGUGAAAUCACAGAUGACUUAGCUACUCAAAUCUACAAAAAUUGGAAUAAAUGUGAAAAAUAUAAUUUAAAAAAUAGUCGUCAAAAGUUGCAAACGCCUGUGCCGGAAAAUAUUCCUUGUCUACAAGAGGAGAAUGAUUGCAAUCAGAUGUCACUAGCGCCAAAUUAUGCAAUAGAGAGUGCGGUCUGCAAUAACAACAAUAAUUUAGAACGCACUAUAGAUGUUUGUACCCCGUCUAAUGACCAAGACGAGUGGAGCCCUUUUGAUGUAAUGGUAAAGUUAUUGAAUUUAUGGCGCUCAAAAAAAGUUCUCGGCGACGAAAUACCCGUGGAAUACCUUUUGCAACGCGCCACGUUGGCUCGAAAUAAAGCUGCCAAGGCAUUCGGUUCACUAUUAAGGCUUGCUGCAAGUCGAUUUAUUGUAUUACUACCAAAACAGAAUUCUCUGCAAUUGCAAAGUAUCCAAUUGGGAGCCGCAUCGGCAAAACUAAUCCACAAAAACGAAGUACAUGGAAUGUCAUUGCGAAGAAGCAACAAUGGAUACCGCAUACAUGCGAGCUAAAAAAUUAA
This is a messenger RNA of Anastrepha ludens (Mexican fruit fly), 2260 nucleotides long. RefSeq lists its product as uncharacterized. The transcript is spliced from 13 exons. NCBI's taxonomy places the organism in Eukaryota, Metazoa, Arthropoda, Insecta, Diptera, Tephritidae. The record is from RefSeq and is a predicted model, not a curated record. Bases 378 to 2252 code for a protein of 624 amino acids.